GUUUCAACUCCCACGCCGAAUCUCGCAUAAGAAAAAGAUGAAUCGACGACCAUCUUAGUUCUUCCCCUUCCGUCCGCCUCACGUAAGACUUGCCAUCGGCGGCAGUUCACCGGGAUCUGUAAAUUUAUCCCCGGAAGGUUCCACAACUUCUACCCACUCUCCCUUUUUAGCCUCGAGUAUGCUCUCGCCCGUGGGAGGACUGUAAUUGCAUUUAACUACAAGUUAAUUGCGCUGGAGAUUUGGGUGAAGUGCGAGGAGCUGAGAGAUGUACGUCGUUCCACCUCCAAAAGGGUCCGAUCCACCAUCUGGAUCCACCAAUGGCUCCGACGAUUUGCGAAUUUACCAGACAUGGAAAGGCAGCAAUAGAUUUUUUCUUCAGGGAAGGUUUAUAUUUGGACCAGAUGCCAGAUCAUUAGCGUUGACCGUUUUCCUUAUUGUAGCCCCUGUUGCAGUUUUCUGUGUCUUUGUUGCUAGAAAGCUAUCUGAUGAUUUUCCUAAUGACUGGGGAAUAUCAAUUAUGGUUGUGGCAGUGGUAUUUACAUUUUAUGUUUUGGUUCUUCUCCUGCUAACUUCAGGAAGAGAUCCGGGAAUAGUUCCACGUAACGCACACCCCCCAGAACCAAAAGACUUUGAUGGAAACGCCGCUGAAGUUGGUGGACAAACCCCACAGCUACGCCUACCUCGGAUUAAAGAGGUUGAGGUUAAUGGCAUUACUGUGAAGGUUAAAUAUUGUGACACCUGCAUGCUCUACAGACCACCUCGCUGCUCUCAUUGUUCGAUAUGCAACAAUUGCGUUGAAAGAUUUGACCACCAUUGCCCUUGGGUCGGGCAGUGUAUUGGGCUGAGGAACUACCGGUUCUUUUUCAUGUUUGUCUGCUCCACCACGCUUCUUUGUAUAUAUGUAUUUGGUUUCUGCUGGGUCUACAUUAAAAGGAUCAUGGGUGCUGAAGAGACGACAAUAUGGAAGGCAAUGAUCAAAACCCCAGCUUCUAUGGUUCUAAUAGCUUACACCUUUAUUGCAGUGUGGUUUGUUGGUGGUCUUACUGCGUUCCAUUUAUACCUCAUCAGUACAAAUCAGACAACAUAUGAGAACUUCAGAUACCGUUACGACAGGCGAGCGAACCCAUACAACAAAGGAGUGCUGCAGAACUUCAUGGAGAUAUUUUUUACUUCUGUCCCUCCAUCAAAAAAUGAUUUCAGGGCAAAGGUGCCUAGGGAUCCUGCAAUACCUGCCCGACACACCUCUGGGGGGGGUUUCGUGAGUCCAAAUAUGGGCAAGGCUGUGGAUGACAUAGAAAUGGGAAGGAAAGCAGUUUGGGGCGGUGGUGAUGUUGUGCCCCACGAAGGUGGUGGUCAACUGAGUGACAACAACGACAUCAAGGAGAUAAGAACAACAGUUGAUGAAGGUGACCGAGCAGCAAUGCAUCAUCCACGACGGUCAAGUUGGGGAAGGAAAAGCGGGAGCUGGGAGAUGUCACCAGAAGUUCUUGCUUUGGCGUCUAGAGGAAUGGGAGAAACCAACACGAUGGGUGGUGGCGGUAGCGGCGGAGGUGGAGGCGGAGGCUCAAGUGCUUUAAAGCUGUGAUCAGCAUCAGUACCAUAUGGUGCGGGAAACCUAUGGUGCGGGAACCUAUCCUGCAUAAUGAUGAUGUCUGACAUUUGGAAACUUUAUCAUAACGAUCAAGUUGUUGAUGUUGUGCAUUAGGAAGCUGAUAGGUUGUGGGGCAAGUGUUCUGUAUCUUAUUUGUGUCAAAGUAGUUUCUUUCUCACUUGCAAAAUCCCAUCUCUUCCUCGCUGGGCGCCACUCACCUUUGUUGCAUGAAGUAGAAAAAAUUAUACGGGGAACUCCGCAGAUCUUAGUGUUUGCAAUUAUGUUAUGUGCUUUGAAGUAUGAAAUUACAGUAAAUUAAUUGUGCGCAAUGGAAAUCGUGCACUUGUAUGUGAUGGUGGAUAGGCGGUUCUGGUCCAAUUGUGAGUUAAACUAUCUUUUUUCUUCAAUUCUCCCGGUCUUUUAUGUGAUGUUGGAUACCAAUUCUUAUAAAUCACUGGUUGACAUGUGGUUUGUUACUACAAUAGUACAACCCUAUGUGAUCGAUCAUGUACCCUCUUUCUUAUGACUUAUAUAGACGAUGAAAUAUAGUACUACCUCCGUGACUCCGUCCAUUAAAACUUUGCCAAAGUUGACUGACACGGAGAAUAAUAAAGUAAAAAUUGUGUGGUUGAGAA
Molecule: messenger RNA, 2226 nt
Organism: Cuscuta europaea
Lineage: Eukaryota; Viridiplantae; Streptophyta; Magnoliopsida; Solanales; Convolvulaceae
Source: the annotation of a GenBank genome assembly